This is a messenger RNA of Sphenostylis stenocarpa, 2397 nucleotides long. Lineage: Eukaryota; Viridiplantae; Streptophyta; Magnoliopsida; Fabales; Fabaceae. The record is from the annotation of a GenBank genome assembly.
AUGGCUUCCAUCAACUUCAACCCCUUCGGGGGAAACUGGUUCUCCAAACCUCCCAACCCUCUCUCUAUCCCCUCUCUCCCCAACAACUCUCUCAACCUCCCAGACGCACCCUCCCUCCACCCCAACUUCGCCGCUAUCACCCUCCCCAACCCCUUCCGCCGCAAGCGCAAGGAAAAGCCCAAGGACCCCGCCGAGCCCGACCCUUACGAGCAGCUGGCCCGGCAGGUCCUAUGGGAGGCUCAGACCCUUCCGGACCACCGCCACACCCCAGAAGUCGACAAAAUCCUCGCCGACAACGAUGACGAUUCUAUCUUCGAGAGACGCGAGAAUGCGACAGAGGAGGAGAUUCGGGAGAACGAGGAGCUCGUGGAGACCCUGCGCAGCAGCCCGGUGGUGCAGUUCCUGGCGCGCGCCGAGGAGAUUCUCGACAAGAUGAACGAGAUGGAGUUGAAGGAGAACGAGAAACCCUACCACAGGGAGGAUUGGGAUUUGUGGAAGCAGUUGCCGCAUGUUAUUGGACCCGACGGACGUCCCAUGCCCCGCAAGGCCCAGACGACCCAGGAGGAGGCCGACGACAAGUUUUGGGACUUCGCCAGGCAGUUCUUUUUCGGGCUCUGGAACUUCAGACAGCGGCCCUACCCUCCCGAGAAGCCCAUCGAUGCGGCCCAGUCCAUUGGGUAUAAGAACCUCGAGAGGCGCUACUAUGACUUUAUCAUGAGGAGUGGUGGAUGGUACUAUAAGGAUCGGCUGGGUCGCACCCGAGGACCUUUAGAGUUGAUUACUCUUAAAAGUGCAUGGAGUGCUGGGAUUAUUGAUAAGAACACGUUCAUUUGGGGAGAGGAUAUGGAUGAAUGGGCACCCAUUCACAUGAUUUAUGGAAUGGAGCGUGCAAUUGCCACUUGGGAAGUUAGACUUGCUGCAUCAGCAACAGCAUUGAUUCACAAACUACAAAAAGGUAUACCACCGUGGGUUCCUUUGAAGGGAUUUGAAAAGAAGUCAUAUAAGCAACUUCAAGAAGAGGCAAUAGAAAGCAAGAGACGUGAUUUAGCAGUAUUGGAAGCUAAUGAUGGUAUUUGGCCUGGAGUUAAAAUUCCAAGUUAUGCCCUAUUUCUUUGGGCUAGUGGCUCUGAACUGACCACUAUAUUGGAACAGGAUCACAUGCCCAACAAAUACAUUCCCAGACAUGUUAGAAAGAGGUUGGCUGAAAUUAUUCCAGGGUUGAGGCCAUGGGAAGUUCUGAGCAUAGAACAAGCAAUGGAUCAAAUAACAUUUAACGGAGAAUGGUUCCGUGAGCCUCUUGGUUCCUACACCACUGGUCCCCCCUACCUCCAGCACUGGAAUGAAGAUGUUAUGGAGUUGUACAAGAUAUUUGAAGAUCUUAACACUGAGCUGUUCGAAUAUAUGGAGCAUUCAAUUGCUGGCUUUGAUAAAAUCAUGGAGAAGGUGAGGGAUGAUUUUAUAGCGAGAACUGAUAAACUGUUGGAGGAGAAAGACAAAGAGAAGAGAGAAGAACGCAAGAAAGCUGGGUUACCCGAGUAUUUGUGGCCUGAAAAACCGAAUAAACCUAACCAACUUAUUCUCACAGGAGCUGAAGCCACCAUCAUGGCUAGAGGGCUGAAGAAACACUUGAAGAGGCUCAAUGCUCCAAAGCAUUGGAUGCUUGACAAGCUUGGUGGUGCCUUUGCACCCAAGCCAUCAUCUGGACCCCACAAGUCAAGGGAGUGUCUGCCUUUGAUUCUCAUCUUGAGGAACAGACUAAAAUAUGCCCUGACAUAUAGAGAAGUUAUUGCUAUCUUGAUGCAGCGCCAUGUUCUUGUUGAUGGCAAGGUUAGGACAGACAAGACAUAUCCUACUGGUUUCAUGGAUGUUGUUUCUAUUCCCAAAACAAACGAAAGUUUCCGUCUUCUGUAUGACACAAAGGGUCGCUUCCGUCUCCACUCCGUGAGGGAUGAGGAGUCAAAGUUUAAGCUCUGUAAGGUUCGGUCUGUUCAAUUUGGGCAAAAGGGCAUACCCUAUUUGAACACAUACGACGGUCGCACCAUCCGCUAUCCUGACCCACUAAUCAAGGCUAAUGACACCAUCAAACUAGACCUGGAAAACAACAAGAUCGCUGAUUUCAUCAAAUUUGAUGUGGGGAAUGUGGUCAUGGUUACCGGUGGAAGGAACAGAGGCCGGGUCGGCGUCAUCAAGAGCAGGGAAAAGCACAAGGGAAGCUUUGAGACCAUCCAUGUUCAGGAUGCAACUGGUCAUGAAUUUGCAACUCGCAUGGGUAAUGUCUUCAUUAUUGGCAGAGGGACUAAGCCUUGGGUUUCUCUUCCCAAAGGGCGUGGAAUCAAGUUGUCUAUUAUUGAGGAGGCUAGAAAGAGGCUUGCUACUCAACAUGAAACUGUUGCCUAA